This is a messenger RNA of Sander lucioperca (pikeperch), 881 nucleotides long. RefSeq names its product tachykinin precursor 3a (gene tac3a). The record is from RefSeq and is a predicted model, not a curated record. Bases 232 to 603 code for a protein of 123 amino acids. Gene Ontology annotation, biological process: tachykinin receptor signaling pathway; positive regulation of blood pressure. The transcript is spliced from 7 exons. Lineage: Eukaryota; Metazoa; Chordata; Actinopteri; Perciformes; Percidae.
UUCUACGUAGCCUUCAGCACAACGUAAUAGAAUACUCCUCCUACGCUCCAGUUGCUGAUUGGCGUUACGCAGGUAUCCAGCUAUUAUUUAUUAGCCCACAGCUUGGACGUCUCAUUUAUCUUGACCGGAUCUCACUGCACGAUCUAUCUGUUCCCACUUUGCACCAGUGCGCACGCAGCUGACUCUUUGAACAAACUAUCUGCUCGACAGAAAACAGGCGGUGCUGAGAAAAUGAGGAGAGGCUUGCUGCUAGCGACUCUGUUCCUUAUCAUGAAACUUCGAUACAGCCAGUCCAGAUGCGAGGAGCCCGGAUCGCGCACAUCAACUUCAGAUCAGACCACAGGCUUGGACAACCUCAAGCGGAACAUUCUGAAGAGGUAUAGCGAUUUGGAUUAUGACAGCUUUGUGGGUCUGAUGGGGAGAAGAAAUGCUGAUGCUAACGCUGUACAGGCACCACAAAAAAGGGAAAUGAAUGACAUUUUUGUUGGUCUUAUGGGAAGGAGAAACUCAGAGCCUGAUAAUGGUCCCUGGAGGAGAGAGUAUCCAGAGAGGAAAGGCAUUUUUCUCAACAAGUGCAGGCUGAGGUUUCUUCAGGGCCUGUAGACAUUCAUUCCGAAGCAACUCUCUAAUCUGGCAACAAUGACAGAAGAUCACAGAGAACACAACCAAUGAACUAACUGUCUGAUGGAAACAACUAAAUGGCGUGAUUCACACUGUAGACCUGCCAGCUGGCUUAUGAAAGGGACCAUAAACUACAUAGAUUGCAUUUGUUGUAUCUGAAGACAAAACAUGAUUAGUAGUACCAGCCAAUACAUUCUAUUCCUUUAUCACGUUAUACCUUUUUCUUCAAAAGCUCAAAAUAAAAAUCAUUUUGUACACAU